Messenger RNA from Odobenus rosmarus divergens (Pacific walrus), 557 nucleotides. It is a transcript of the gene CNIH3, whose product is annotated as cornichon homolog 3 (Drosophila). NCBI's taxonomy places the organism in Eukaryota, Metazoa, Chordata, Mammalia, Carnivora, Odobenidae. The transcript has 6 exons. Gene Ontology annotation, cellular component: synapse; dendrite. The coding region runs from base 41 to 523 and encodes 160 amino acids. The record is from RefSeq and is a predicted model, not a curated record. Gene Ontology annotation, biological process: vesicle-mediated transport; regulation of AMPA receptor activity.
GUGCCUCGGGACUGGGGUGUGCGCGGCCCCGCCGCUGGCCAUGGCCUUCACUUUCGCUGCUUUCUGCUACAUGCUGUCCCUCGUGCUGUGCGCCGCGCUCAUCUUCUUCGCCAUCUGGCACAUCAUUGCCUUCGAUGAGUUAAGGGCGGAUUUUAAGAGCCCCAUAGACCAGUGUAACCCUGUUCACGCGAGGGAACGUCUGAGGAACAUCGAGCGCAUCUGCUUCCUCCUGAGAAAGCUGGUGCUUCCGGAAUACUCCAUCCACAGCCUCUUCUGCAUCAUGUUCCUGUGCGCUCAGGAGUGGCUCACCCUGGGGCUGAAUGUCCCUCUACUUUUCUAUCACUUCUGGAGGUAUUUCCACUGUCCAGCGGACAGCUCGGAGCUCGCCUACGACCCGCCGGCGGUCAUGAAUGCGGACACCUUGAGCUACUGUCAGAAGGAGGCCUGGUGCAAACUGGCGUUCUAUCUGCUGUCCUUCUUCUACUACCUUUACUGCAUGAUCUACACGCUAGUGAGCUCUUAACUCAGACCGCGCACGUCCUCCGAGGCUGAGUUCG